Physeter macrocephalus (sperm whale) is the source of this 2524-nucleotide messenger RNA. It is a transcript of the gene LPAR1, whose product is annotated as lysophosphatidic acid receptor 1. Gene Ontology annotation, cellular component: plasma membrane; cytoplasm. Gene Ontology annotation, molecular function: lysophosphatidic acid receptor activity. The transcript is spliced from 4 exons. NCBI's taxonomy places the organism in Eukaryota, Metazoa, Chordata, Mammalia, Artiodactyla, Physeteridae. The record is from RefSeq and is a predicted model, not a curated record. Gene Ontology annotation, biological process: phospholipase C-activating G protein-coupled receptor signaling pathway; neurogenesis; adenylate cyclase-activating G protein-coupled receptor signaling pathway. Bases 300 to 1394 code for a protein of 364 amino acids.
GGCGGGAGGCGCUCGACAUUACCCCCAAGCCGCGCCCGGUGGACGUGGACCGCCAGGGGUCCCCGUGCCCCGCAGCGCCGAGCUUCCCCACCACUUGCUUCUCACCGGCCACGCAGCGGUCUCUCCCUGCCUGAGGACUUUAAACUUAAGUUUCUGUCCGGACGCCUAACAAACACGUUUAUCAAGUACACAGUUGCUCCUAGCAUGACCGUGAUCUGAUCAGCAACCACGAGAAUCUGACUCCCGUGUGGGGUGCCUUAGUGCUGGGGCUGGUCACCGCCCACAACUCCAGAGCUGCCAUGGCUGCUGCCUCUACGUCCACCCCUGUCAUUUCACAGCCCCAGUUCACAGCCAUGAAUGAACCACAGUGCUUCUACAAUGAGUCCAUUGCCUUCUUUUAUAACCGGAGUGGAAAGUACCUUGCCACAGAAUGGAACACAGUUAGCAAGCUGGUGAUGGGACUUGGAAUCACCGUCUGUAUCUUCAUCAUGCUGGCCAACCUGCUGGUCAUGGUGGCAAUCUAUGUCAACCGCCGCUUCCAUUUUCCUAUUUAUUACUUAAUGGCGAAUCUGGCUGCUGCGGACUUCUUUGCUGGGUUGGCCUACUUCUACCUAAUGUUCAACACAGGACCCAAUACUCGGAGACUUACUGUUAGCACGUGGCUCCUGCGUCAGGGCCUCAUUGACACCAGCCUGACAGCCUCUGUGGCCAACUUACUGGCCAUUGCAAUCGAGAGGCAUAUUACGGUUUUCCGCAUGCAGCUCCACACGCGGAUGAGCAACCGGCGGGUGGUGGUGGUGAUUGUGGUCAUCUGGACCAUGGCCAUUGUUAUGGGGGCCAUACCCAGUGUGGGCUGGAACUGCAUCUGUGAUAUUGAAAACUGUUCCAACAUGGCACCCCUCUACAGUGACUCUUACUUGGUCUUCUGGGCCAUUUUCAACUUAGUGACCUUUGUCGUCAUGGUGGUUCUCUAUGCUCAUAUCUUUGGCUAUGUUCGCCAGAGGACUAUGAGGAUGUCUCGGCAUAGUUCUGGGCCGCGGCGCAAUCGGGAUACCAUGAUGAGUCUUCUGAAGACUGUGGUCAUCGUGCUUGGUGCCUUUAUCAUCUGCUGGACUCCUGGCUUGGUCUUGUUACUUCUUGACGUGUGCUGCCCACAGUGUGACGUUCUGGCCUAUGAGAAGUUUUUCCUUCUGCUUGCCGAGUUCAACUCUGCCAUGAACCCCAUCAUCUACUCCUACCGCGACAAGGAGAUGAGCGCCACCUUCAGGCAGAUCCUCUGCUGCCAGCGCAGUGAGAACACCAGCGGCCCCACGGAAGGCUCCGACCGCUCAGCGUCCUCCGUCAACCACACCAUUCUGGCUGGAGUUCACAGCAAUGACCACUCCGUGGUUUAGAAAGGAAACUAACUAAGAUGAGACGCGGCCAUCAUCUACUGAGGGAUGAUCGUCCUCCCCCUUCCCAAAGGCACGGGCAGGGUGGGGUGUGAGAGAGAGGAAAAACACACUCGCGUACUUAAACACUAACCCAUGGCAGUAUUUGUUCCUAGACCCACCAAGACUUGAUGUAUAUUGAAAAAUUAGCUUAUGGGACAUCCCUCAUCCUGUUCCCCGUUUCCUUUUGAAAGUAGAAAGUGGAGACCUUGCAAUAGAAUUCAUAAACAGACUCUGGAGUGUACAUUUACACUACACUAACUAGUCUUCAAAAGAUUUUGUGUGGUUUGGUGCAAGUCAGAAUCAAUUCUGACUAAUCGAAUCCACAACUUCAUUUACAUACAGGCUUCCCUUUUUUACUUUUUAAAGGAUACAUUUCAUUUAGUAAGCAUGUUUAUGCCUAUCAGCAUGCUUGUGAUGGAUAAGACUAUAGACUGUUUUUAAACGAUAAUAACUCCAUUUUUUUCCUUAUGUAGGAAAACUGUAAAUUAGAAUUACUUUUUUAGAAAGCAUGCAUGUAAUGUAUGUAUGCAGUAUGCUGUACUUAAAAAGAUAAAAGGGUAUUAAUUUUAAAUCUUCUAGGAAAUAGAAGAACCUAGAUGUCAAAGCCAGUAUUUGUUUAGGUUAUGAAACAAACAAUGAUCUAAUCACAAUAUUACCUUUUUUGUUAAAGUGUUGUAACAUGUAUAAAACAAACAGGGAAUGUAAGUUUAUUAUCAGAAGAAUAUGUACUCUAUAAAAGUUAUAGAGAUGAGCACAGUGGUAUUGUUCCCACAUAUUUAUAAUAUCCAAGUACAUCCUAAUUAUUAGUUCAUCAGAGGAAUUUUUAAAUGACCUGUGUUUUUCUGUAUUAUAAUACAUAGUCAUUGUAGAAAACUUGAAAAAUACAGAAAUGUAUAAAACAGAAAAAAUACUGAUAAUAUCACAACCCAGAAGUAACCACCAUUAACAGCUUUUUCCCUGUGUAUGCCUAUAUGUAUAUUAUAUACCUUUUUAUAUAAUUGGGAUCAUACUGUAAACAGUUUUAUAACCAGUUUGUUUUUUCCACUGCAUAAUUGCCACAUUUUCCUAUGGCAUUAAAAAUUUUACAAAAA